This is a messenger RNA of Chrysoperla carnea, 801 nucleotides long. RefSeq names its product 28S ribosomal protein S2, mitochondrial (gene mRpS2). Gene Ontology annotation, biological process: translation. Lineage: Eukaryota; Metazoa; Arthropoda; Insecta; Neuroptera; Chrysopidae. The transcript has 3 exons. Gene Ontology annotation, cellular component: mitochondrial small ribosomal subunit; ribosome. The coding region runs from base 43 to 777 and encodes 244 amino acids. Gene Ontology annotation, molecular function: structural constituent of ribosome. The record is from RefSeq and is a predicted model, not a curated record.
GUUAGUUUAAUUUUUAAGUAUACAUUAAAAAAAUUUUCAAAAAUGAAUUGUUUACGAAGAAUUAGUAUUUUACAAGCGAAAAAAUGUUUAACUUAUUCAACUUUACCUAAGACGGAAUUAACUUCUCCCUCAAAUAAACUUGAAUAUUUACAAUCCAACAUGUUAACGCAUCCAGAUUACUUUCAAUUACAUAAUUUAUUUACCGUUGAAGAUUUAUUUAAUGCUCGAGUUCAUUAUGGGCAUAAGGACGGUUCUUUGGACGAUCGAAUGAAACCUUACAUAUUUGGUUCUCGAUUAGGGCAUCUUAUUUUUGAUCUCGAUAAAACAGCUGAACAUUUACGAAUAGCUUUAAAUUUUGCCGCACACAUCGCAUACAGAGGUGGUGUUAUACUUUUUAUUUCUCGACACCCACAAACAGCAAAUUUAGUUGAGCACACGGCCAAAGAAUGUGGGGAAUUUGCACACACAAGAUUUUGGCGAGGUGGUGUAUUUACAAACGCUGAUGUUCAAUUUGGUGCAGUGACUCGCUUACCAGACUUAUGUAUAUUCUUUAAUACCUUAAACAAUGUGUUAGCUCCACAUAUAGCUGUACGUGAUGCAGCUAAAAUGGCAAUACCAACUAUUGGUAUUGUUGACUCAAAUUGUAAUCCAAAUUUGAUUACUUAUCCGGUACCUGGUAAUGACGACAGUCCACAAGCAAUUCAAUUAUAUUGCAAAUUAUUUUCAACAGCAAUUUUGGCUGGUAAAAAAGUUCGUAAAGAACACAAUUUAGAUUAAUUAUUACUGUUUGUUAGUUUUAUU